AUAAUCGUGUGUGGAAGAAUAUUUUAAAGAUUUAUACGUGUUUUCAUAUAAUUCCACUUUCGUUAAUAUGUACGUAUAAACAUAAAGCUUUAUUGAGUGUUUGAAUUUUAAAUAAUUAUUAGUCAGCUGUUGCGAAAUACCAACCAACAGAGCACCAAAUAACCUGAGUGAAGUGAAGUCCCCUACUUUUGACGAACUGUAUUAUCGACAUAGUAUUGUGUGAGGUUAUACUGGUACACAAAUCAUAUCGCGGUUCAUAAGCACAAUUGUUAUUGAAGUAAAUAAAUUUGUAUUUAUCCAAGACCUGCUAUAACAAUGGAUGGUCCGAGCUUAUUUUAUAGAGAAGUUUUACCAGACACUUCAUGUCAAGAAGACUGGACCGAGAUUCAAUUGAAUACAGGCGCGACGCAGAGCACUCUACAAGAUAUUAAAGUUGUGGAAAAGGCCGGCGGAUAUUGUUACCAAAAUGUGCAACUCAAUCACAAUCGAAAUCGUUUUAUUUAUUGGCAUACAUACCAAGAUGUCUUGGAGCUAUCGGAAAUUUGUUUAGACUUCACUUUGUAUAAAAACAAUGUUCGGUAUAAAUUUUCCGACACUCCCGUCUUAAAUGUUGCAAUAAGCGAACAAGAUCGGUUUGUCACUAUUCUAGUGACAACUGUGUGCAGUUUACACCAUAUAAAAUUCCCACAUCCAGAUACCUUGGCAGAUGGUGGUGCCAGCAAUACUACUUCAAAAGCCGGUUCAAGCCAUUUUCAAUCAGCUGCCGGUGGUGUGUCGAUAGAUUUUAAAGAUUCGCAAACGUUUUCAAUCUUUCACGAAGCUAAUAACUCAUCAGUGCGCGAUCCGAGCAGUUUCUAUGUUAUUGAUGCCCAAAAUGCCGGUUCAAAUGCAGUGCCCCAUGCUGCAACCAGUUUUUUGUCGCCCAGUGGUGAAGAAGCAUACUUUGCUUUGGCGUGUCAAUCGGAACUUGUGUUGUACGUUAUGAAUUGUGAAAACGGUGCAACGACUUCGCAGGCAUUGAAGGAAAAUAACAUUAUGCCGCGUCUGUUUUCAAAUUUGAAAAACGCAUUCACUGGUAAAAGUGACGCUUCAGACGCUAACCAUGCCAAUUCAGUCGUGUUCAAUUACAUCAACGGACAAAUAUACUUAUUGGCUUUAUAUCGAGACGAUCAGUUACGCGUGUGGUCCACGAAUAAUUUUCAGUGUAUAUGCACAUUUGAUUGUGUGCGCGAUAACAACAAAGCACGCACACAAGGGCCGCAAAGCAACGUUCUACGUAAAAUAAGUGACACAUCAGUGUGCGCCUUUUUAUCGCAUGCGAAUCGCUCGGAAUUUGUAUGCAUAGAUAUACACGAAGAUGCCGGAUCGUCGGCGGGAUUGAGCCUAAGUUAUCGCAAAAAUAUACCCGCACCUCAACUUGAUUUAGCCGAUUUUGCAGUGGCUGAGAGUAGAAUUUGGGCAUUGUGGACGAAUGCAGAAGGUGAAUUUAGUAUCUCAAAUUAUCCGUUAAUGCGCGGUCUGGGCAUGUGUUGGUCUUCAGUAGCAAUGGAGCCGCCACCAGAUCGUUAUUGUAUUGGAAAUGACCACAGCAUGGAUCCACGUGAAGCGUAUUGCAAUUACAUUUUCCAACGUGGCACAUUCGAAAGAGAAGUCAUAGCGAAAGCAUUAUUUAUGUUUCGGCGUACAAAUCUGCGUUUCGAAUCGAAACAUUGCACACUGCCAAUACUGAAAGACCAAGUUUGCCAAGCUGUCGAGGAUGAAAUUCAAAACGAAGUUAAAGAGUUCGACGUUACUGAUGAGGAUUACUUGGAAAUCGCCACGCGUCAAUGGGAACGUUUCUAUUCAUGUUGCGAACAAUAUCACUUGAAAUCUUGUCAACCCUGUGGACUCUUCGUACUUGAGUCAAUCGAUGGCGUAUGUUUGGUGAAAAAGAACAAUUUCUCAUUAUUGCGCCCUUGCGAUACGUUAGAGCAUCUUAUGCUCGCCGAUGAAGAUCUCGACACAAGCACAAUUGUUGCCACAAACUUUGCAGAUAAUGAGAGUGUGGGUGAAGACCUCGUUACUUUGGUAUCCAUUGUAGCACAAUUAGAGCGCUGGCUCUCAGAUGAAAUCAAAUCGGACGUGGAUAAACGCCUGUACCGUUUAGAAAUGCCAAACGUGUUCAUUGCCAAAUUGAGUGAUGAAAUAUUAGCAGGCGAUCCCGAUCGUGAAAUACUGCCAAGCACUUUCUUAGUUUGGAUUAGACAAAAAUUGCAGUCCAUUAAUGAUAUGCGUAUGGCGAUGACGCUGCUGCUCGAUAGUCUACGCAUGGAUAAUGGCAAUCCAGCUGGAAUGCAAACCAAUUUCGGUUUAUCGCAAUCGUCGCAAUUCGUCAAUUCGGUUGGUGUGCUCUUUGGUAGCCAUUUGGGUUUGUCGGUGCUAUCGGAAACAGUACGCCAAAUAACUGCCGUAAAAUUUUCUAUUUGUCGUAACCUCCUCAUACUGCAACAAAUACUAAUCGAUACGUAUUCACUCAACGUUGAUUUGUUGGAGACCGUGCGAUCGCAUUUUAUACCCGACAUAACCAUUUUCCUACAAUCCUACUUCGUAAUGGGCUGGAUAUCGCAGACUCCUGUGAAUAUUAACGCGGCUGCUUCGUUAGAGAGCUCCAUUCAGCGCUUGAAUCUGUUGCAACUUACAAAUGGCUCUGGACGUAUAUAUACAAAUGGUGGCAAAUACCAUGUAUCUCCUUUGCUGCGUGUCUUCCUCAAUGCGAAGGGCUUGUAUACAGCUGGCGCACUGUACGCCGAGAAUUUCAAAGAUAGCGAAAAUCCGCCUACAUGGUCCAAUACAUUGCUGCCGCUAACUACAAUUGUGAGCCAGUUAAUUUGGCCCGUCUCAUUCAAUUUUGUAUUUGGUGAAUGGUUGUUUGGCACUUGUCAGCACAUUGCCAUACAGGAUUAUGUACGUCUGCUAAGCAAUUGGUGUGAAUGGAAUAUUUGCUCACGACAAUUUAUACUUGCUGUAUCUUUGCUGGACUGUGGGGAAACAUAUAAGGCAUAUGAUCUUUUCCUUCAGUCCGCCAAAGGUGUGCUGCGCGAGCAAUUCUUGGUGGACAAGAUUCUUAAAGGUAGCGCUCUAGCUAAACAUGCCGACAAUUUGACAGCGUUGAAUGAAGAUGGCGUUGGUGGCGGUGGCGAUAAUUUGGAGAGUAAUAUCAACAAUCAGGUCAUUACGCAAUAUUAUUUGAAAGUGAUACAGUUGCUUGAGCAGCAUAACGCCUUGGAUCACAUUAUUUCAAUGGCACAAGUAGCGAUUGGAUUGCUGGACAAAUCCGACUCACAGUUGCCGAUGUUUCAGUCGAUUGUGUUCAAUAAUCAUUUGCAAUUGGAGCAUUAUGAGGAGGCUUACCACUCGCUCAUCUACAAUGCGGAGCUGUCGCGUCGCAAGGAUUGCUUACGACAGCUGGUCGUCACUCUGUUUAAUCGCAAGAGACUCGAUCUGUUAAUGCACUUCCCUUACGUGGGUUUGCAUGAGGAGUUCGAGAAUAUUGUCGAAUCGCGCGCACGCUCACUGGUAAUUGAUCAAAAUGAGGUCUAUGACUUUUUGUAUGCGUUUCAUGUGAAUAACGGCAAUAUGCGAAAAGCAUCUGCCGUCAUGUAUGAACAGGCGAUGCGUUUUCAGCUGGAAAGCGAUACCGUGGAAUCCAUGGAGAAGCGCUGUUCGGCUCUCUUGGUUUGCAUCAAUUCGUUGCAUCUAAUCGAUCGUCGGUAUCGUUGGAUUGCAAAACCUGUAAUAGGUUUAGACGACGCACCGCCACCGAGUGCCGCUAACGAUGCCGAGCCAAUGGAUAAUAGAUCAGAUGAGGAGUGCAUACAAGAACAAGUGGUGGUAUUGGAAAUAAAAGAUAUAAAACGUGAACUACUACAGACGGAGGCGUUGGUGCGACUUGCUGAUCAUCGCAAAGAUGUGCAGACCUUCAUCAAUGCAGGACCACAGGAGCUGGCGGUUAUCCUAUCUGGCUGUGGUCUAUACACCGAUGCGCUGAAAUUGGCCAACGGCUUUGAAAUAUCACCGCUGCCCAUAUUCGACAGUUUAACUGCUGCAUGUGUUCGCAUUGACGAUGAAGGCGCCAAUGAGGCAUGGGCGUGGUUGCAAGAAAACGACUUGGCGGACUUACCUCACCGCAAUAAGCCUGCCGACAUGGCCUGGUCACUAUUGCAAAAAUUAGUUUAUGACAAUGAGUUGGAGAAUUCGACACGUAUACGUAAAUCUGUGGUGAAUAAGUUGUUAAGCUUGAACGCGUUUGUGCCACAAUGGCUCUACAAUGACUACAAGUUGGCCAAUUGCAGGGAGCUUUUGUAUUUGUUUGUGAAACAUAAUCGGUUGCUUGAAGCGGCCGAACUGGCACAGGAAAUGAUAAGCGCAAUGCUAGGAGCUGGCAGUGAAUAUUUUAGCUUUAAACAUGCUAUCGCCGUUACAAAUCCGGAAAUGUGCUUGCCUGUCAACACACUGGAUCUUUUAUUGCAUGGAUUGCGACUAAACGCCGAUGCAGACAUAGAGUACAAACAGGUACUCACUGAAUUGGAAGACAUUGUGCAGAACUAUAUUGAAACGGCACAACGCACAGCAGAAGACAAAAUUCAAAUGGUAUUUCAGGAAGAACAUUCAAAACAUAUGCGGCAGCAAGCUGCGGCUUAAUUAUACUUUUUAUAAUCACCUUUUGUAAAGAUUCCAGUUUUUAUUACUUUCUAAAACAUUACAUUAAACAAAUAAAUUUUUCACCUUUUCACACAACUAAAAA
This is a messenger RNA of Zeugodacus cucurbitae (melon fly), 4783 nucleotides long. RefSeq names its product nuclear pore complex protein Nup160 homolog (gene Nup160). The transcript has 15 exons. The record is from RefSeq and is a predicted model, not a curated record. Lineage: Eukaryota; Metazoa; Arthropoda; Insecta; Diptera; Tephritidae. Bases 316 to 4680 code for a protein of 1454 amino acids. Gene Ontology annotation, molecular function: structural constituent of nuclear pore. Gene Ontology annotation, cellular component: nuclear pore.